UUGAAUGUUGACUAUAAUCUCUGAAGCCAUGGCUUGAGAUAUGCAUUUCAGUACAUAUUAUCUAAAUUAUGUAAAGUUUGAAUUUAAAGAACAAUUUUGAGAUGGAAGACGAAAAUCCCGAAGGCAAGUCGUUACCUCCCAUCCCUCGUGAACAAAGUGUUACUGCUAACCCAAGUAUUAAAUCUCAAAACGGAUCCACCAGAAAGGUAGCAAGCUUAACUAUGUCGCAAUCAGCCUUGCCACACGAUGAAGCAACUAAAAAAUCUAUACCUUCGAUAAGUUCACGUAUUUCAACUCAAAAACCCCCAGAGAGUCCGGUUAAAAUACCUUCAAGUCCUCCUAGAAUGGCUUUGAGUCCUCCUAGAAUAGUUAGCAGUCCUCCGAGGAUUGAAUUGAGUCCUUCGAGGAUGGUUGAGAGUUCUCCCAGAGUGGUAUAUAGUCCUCCAAGGAUUGUUUCUAAUUCUCCCAGAAAAUUUUCUAGUCCUACCCGAUUUUCUUCGAGUCCUCCCAGGAUGUCUUCCUCGAGUCCUCCCCGGAUGUCUUCCUCGAGUCCUCCCCGAAUGAACACGAGUCCUGUUCAGAUGGCCGCCAGUCCUCCGUCAUCGCUUAAAGAAUCCGACCGUGUAUCAAUUCAAAACAGUCGAAACUCUACUACUUAUUCUACCAGAAUACCAAGUCCACCAAGCCCUAAACGAUCUAGCCUAAAAGAAGAAAAUGCAGAAGGAUAUAAUAAGAUAGAAAAAUCGAGUGAAGUUAUUACACCCAUAUUAGAAGAAUUGAACCCGCCUGAAGAACAACCCCCAGCGCCAGUAAUCAGCAACAUCAAUAAAAUAGCCACAAUGAGUAAAAUAUUGACGAAAGAAGCAAAUGCUUUAAGACUGUCUAUAAAAUCUUUGACGGAAGAUAUAAAUAAAACAAAAAAGGAGCUUAAAGGGGAGUAUUCGGAGAACGUAAAUUUCCCGUACCAUUUAUUUCUUAUCGAGCUGAUUGUUAAUAAAAUUCACAUGAAAUGUGAUUGCUUUGAGUUGGAUCACAAUAAUCUUGUCAUAACGGCACAAUUUCUUGGAAAACAACCAAUAGUAUUAUAUGAUUCAAGUUAUGGAAAAAUAUUAGAUUUUAAUCAGUUGAAUGUAGGCAAGUCUGUGCUGUUUGCGAUGACAUACGAUAAAAUAUGUUCUAUUCAAGAAUUCGUCGUAAAUCUGGAAAUAACAAAACAACCUCCUUGUUCACCUUGCGUUACCAGGAUUGCCGCUACUACUUUGGAUUAUACAAAGCAGUUCAGUGAGCUAAGAGAAGAGUUGUGUAAAAAAUGGUCGGCGGAACAGCCAGCUGAUAACAUAAUGUGUACAACUUCAACACCACUCCAUAAGCAGUUUUUCUAUUUAUGCUGCGGAGACAGUAGCGAUUCGUGCGAUUCUAUUGGAAUGAUAGAAAUGACAAUGCGUAUGUCGUUCCUUGGAAAAGAAAUCACGACAGCGUUCUGUGCAUCAUCCAAGCCCAAAGGAACGUCGUCUUUCAAAAAAGAGGACAAUGGUAUGACGAUGUACUCCUGUCAAAAUGUAGAGAUGGAUGCUCAUGGCCAAGUUCUUCUAGAUGAAGACAGCAUGACUAAAACUGAAGGACAACGAAGUCUGCAAUCAAUGCCAUCAAGAAGGCCUGCUAGUCCGGCGUCGCUUAUGUCAGGCGGGCAAGUCAGUAGACCACAUCAGGGUUAUUCGAAUUACGACGAAAUAUUUACAAAGGUGAACGCAAAUGAAUUGAAAAUAAGGGUACCAAAGAGUACAAAAGUGGAUAGAAUAGCUAAAUACAAUAGGAUGCAGGAACUGUGCACGUGUGAAGAAACUCCUUAUAAUACGGGGGACCAAAUUCAAUUUGAAAUGCCGAAAGAUUACAAUUACCCAGAUAAAUCCAACAAUACGUUCACAUCAAACUUAAAAUACACUCACAAUGGAUGCAGACAUGAUCCUAAAGAUCGGAAAAUUAUCAACGUAACUCCUACGAACUGUCCCGUUCCGGUUGAUAUGCAAAAAGAAAUACACCCACAGAAAGACGUUUUUAUUCUUAAAAUUGGGAAGAAAUUGGAAACGAAAGAUAAGAAGACUGAUCUAGAAAUCGAGUUGGUCACACCGAAAGUACCCAAGGACGAAGGCAACACGAUUGGACAGCAGUGUAGUUCGACUGUCGUAAAAUCAUCUAAACUUAAGAAUAAGACAAGAAAGAAUAAGAGCAAAACAAAUUUGAAGAAGAAAAAGAGUAAAACAAAAUCUAAUAAGAAAUCAAAGAAUAAGUAAUAAAAUAUUAUAUGCAGCUAUAACAACACAACACAACAAUAUUACAGUAAAAAUAAAUGAAAUGCCUAA
Molecule: messenger RNA, 2360 nt
Organism: Leptidea sinapis
Lineage: Eukaryota; Metazoa; Arthropoda; Insecta; Lepidoptera; Pieridae
Exons: 2
Coding region: 102-2291 (729 amino acids)
Biological process (GO): cortical microtubule organization
Cellular component (GO): cortical microtubule
Source: RefSeq, a predicted model, not a curated record